UAAAAUAUUUUAAAGUUGCAAUCUAAUUUAUUGUUUUAUAGCGAAAGAUGGUAUUUUUAAGUAAAAGCUUGUAUAGGAGCUAUACAAAAAUGCUAGAAUAUUAUUCACAAUUUGUGCCAUCUGCUUUGUCAAUAAAACAAUUUGUUGAUUUUGGCCAAUCAAAUCCCAGUGAACAUAUGUCAUUUAUGUUUUUACAAAAAGAAAUCCCUGUUAGGUUAGCAAAUAUGAUGAGAGAAAUUAACUAUCUGCCAGAAAAUUUAUUAAAAAUGCCAUCUAUACAAAUUGUCAAAAAUUGGUAUAAACAAAGUUUUAUUGAAAUAUUAAAAUUUGAAAAUGUUCAUCCAACAUCUGCAAAGAUAAAACAUGACUUAGUUGAGACCCUUUUCCGGAUGAGGAAUAGACAUAUGAACGUAGUGGAAACCAUAGCCCAGGGCAUAACGGAAAUGAAAGAAACAUAUGGGGAGACAGCCAAAAUAGAUGGAAAUAUACAAUAUUUUCUGGAUCGGUUCUUCCUAAGCCGUAUCAGCAUAAGGAUGCUCAUAACUCAGCACACUAUGAUGUUUGGGGGCGUAAUCCCGGACCAUCCCAGGAACGUCGGAUGUAUAGACCCACAUUGCAAUAUUCAAUCCGUCGUACAAGACGCAUUCGAGAACGCAAGGUUCGUGUGCGAUAAUUAUUAUAUGGCAUCACCCAACGUUGAAAUCACUAGCCAAAAUAUUAAAGAACCAAAUGCUCCCAUAGACGUGGUCUACGUUCCUUCCCAUCUCUAUCAUAUUCUUUUCGAAAUCUUCAAGAACGCGUUAAGAGCUACGAUAGAAUACUCGGGAACCGAUAACGAAUCGUUUCCGGCUGUUAAGGCGCUCAUCGUCAAGGGGAAGGAGGACUUGACUAUCAAGAUAUCUGACAAAGGCGGUGGCGUCCCACUUAGUAAGGUGGGUAAUUUGUUUCAAUAUACAUAUUCUACCGCUCCUACACCGAAAAUCAAGGAUCCUUCCCUCACAUCUCCAUUGGCUGGUUAUGGGUUCGGAUUACCCUUAUCUCGUUUAUACGCUCGCUAUUUUCAAGGCGAUAUCAAGCUCGUUAGCAUAGAAGGUUAUGGAAUGGAUGCGAUAAUUUAUAUUAAAGUGUUACCCAGCGCGGCUUCGGAACUUCUCCCAGUUUUCAACAAGGCGGUCACGAAAGUUUACACGUCUUCUACACCGACAGGCGAAUACAGUGGGUCUCCUCUUUCGAAUUUUCCUUUAAAUUCUUCGAGUAGAACCUCUUCUUUACAAGAAUCCAAUUACAUGACAGAUCCGGACAUUAAACCGAAGGCUUACGAACCACCUCUCUCCUACGAAUACUUUUUGGAUUUGAUUAGGAAGAAGUAUGGGGAAGGUAAGGUGCCCGAUCAUUUGAUAGAAACGUUGUCUAGGCUCAGCUCGACCGCCAGCUAUCAGGAUGGUGAAGGACAGGAUAAUGGUGAGGAAAGCAAAGGUCAAAGAGAAAGGGAAAUCGAGGAAUUGAUUAAAGACUUCAAAAAAGAAGAGAAAUGAUUUUUUUAAAGCCCGUAUCUCAUUAACAAACAUAUUCUUUUAUAUUUUAAUAUAUUAAAUA
This is a messenger RNA of Gordionus sp. m RMFG-2023, 1596 nucleotides long. Its product is annotated as pyruvate dehydrogenase (acetyl-transferring) kinase isozyme 3, mitochondrial-like. Lineage: Eukaryota; Metazoa; Nematomorpha; Gordioida; Chordodea; Parachordodidae. The record is from RefSeq and is a predicted model, not a curated record. The coding region runs from base 48 to 1535 and encodes 495 amino acids. Gene Ontology annotation, cellular component: mitochondrion. The transcript has 11 exons. Gene Ontology annotation, biological process: protein phosphorylation; regulation of glucose metabolic process. Gene Ontology annotation, molecular function: pyruvate dehydrogenase (acetyl-transferring) kinase activity.